This is a messenger RNA of Cyprinus carpio (common carp), 903 nucleotides long. RefSeq names its product centromere protein V. NCBI's taxonomy places the organism in Eukaryota, Metazoa, Chordata, Actinopteri, Cypriniformes, Cyprinidae. Gene Ontology annotation, molecular function: carbon-sulfur lyase activity. The record is from RefSeq and is a predicted model, not a curated record. The coding region runs from base 227 to 676 and encodes 149 amino acids. The transcript has 5 exons.
AGCUGAACGGUUGGAACAAGAUGACGCUGAAGGCAAAAUGAGCUGCUGUGCUGAAGCAUGUGACCCAGCAGCCAGUCAACACCGCUUGGUCUGUUUCUCAAGCAAGCACUAGUGAUGGUUAUCAACAACGUAUUGGAUGUUCUACAGGAGAGCAUUACUAAGCAGUUAGGUCCGAAGACGACUAACAACUGGUUUACCAUAUAAAAAUAUAAAAGGUGCUAAACGAAUGGCGUACAUAACUAAAGACGAAAGGGAGCGCGAUGGUCUUGUGAAACACACCGGAGGUUGCCACUGUGGCGCGGUGCGGUUUGAGGUGUGGAGCGCUCCGCAUUUACACGUGUUCAAUUGCAAUUGCAGUAUUUGUACAAAGAAACAGAAUCGCCACUUCAUUGUGCCAAAAUCCCAGUUCACCUUGCUGCAGGGCUCAGACAACAUAACCACGUACACAUUUAACACACACGUGGCCAAGCACACAUUCUGCAAAACGUGUGGCGUCCAGAGUUUCUACACUCCACGUUCCAACCCUGAUGGGUUUACAGGUGUGGCAUCUCAUUGUUUGGACCCUGGAACAGUGAGCAGUGUCACUGUGGAAGAUUUCUGUGGGCAGAACUGGGAAGAAAGUAUGCAGAAGCAUCAAACUAUAAGAAGCAUGUCAAAACCAACAACAGACAAAUAACUCACUUUUUCCAUUGGCCAGUGAAGCCCUAAGAUUAAAUUGUACUCUCCUGCUUCGUAAGGCAUUUUAUCAAUAUAUUAGUGACAACACGAAUAGACCUUGAGGUUUUGCGCCUUUUGUUUAUUACCUUUGACUGAGGCCUCCUACUGUAUAUGCUAGUGUACUCCUAAUUGUUAACAAAAUUCACUUUUAGGGAUAUAUACAUAAAUAUUUAUCUUCUGAGAAAA